GUCGUUACUCAUCGCUCAAACUAAGCAGUUGGCAUCGCAUUUAAUUCUUAUUUAUAUAUACUAAUCGUACAUAAUUUUAAAAUGUUAGACGUGGAGGUGCGCAAGCUUAUGCAACCGUUUGUGUUGAGCGAUUACCAGAUGCAGGAGGUGUACACACGCUUUGGCAGCGAGAUUGCCAAGGGUCUAAAACGUUCAACGCAAGCGCAGGCGAAUACGAAAUGCUGGCCCACCUAUGUGCAGGAUUUGCCGACAGGCGAUGAGAUGGGCAAGUACUUGGCAUUGGACUUGGGCGGCACUAACUUUCGUGUGCUGCUUGUAACGCUCAAGGGGCAUCAUGAUGCCAGCGUGGAUUCGCAAAUCUAUGCGGUGCCCAAGGAUCUGAUGGUGGGUCCAGGCGUGGAUCUCUUUGAUCACAUAGCCGAGUGUCUAGCGAAGUUUGUGGCCAAGCAUGAUAUGCGUAAUGCUUAUUUGCCGCUGGGCUUCACCUUUAGCUUUCCCUGCGAGCAGGUGGGUCUCAAGGAGGCCAUGCUAACACGAUGGACCAAGGGCUUCGACUGUGCGGGCGUCGAAGGCGAGGAUGUGGGUCGUCUGCUGCAUGAGGCUAUACAACGUCGUGACGAUGUGGAGAUUGAUGUUGUGGGCAUUUUAAAUGAUACCACUGGUACGCUUAUGUCCUGCGCUCAUCGUAAUCCCGACUGUCGCGUAGGCGUCAUUGUGGGCACGGGCUGCAAUGCCUGCUAUGUAGAGCACGUGGACAAUGUGGAGCUGAUGGAUCCGGCGUACAAGCGCAAACAGAAGCAGGUCAUCAUUAACAUUGAGUGGGGCGCCUUUGGCGAGAGUGGACAGUUGGAUUUUGUGCGCACGGAGCAUGAUCGCAAAAUAGAUGAGAAGUCUAUUAAUCGCUCGGAGCAGCUAUUUGAAAAGAUGACCUCAGGCAUGUAUCUGGGCGAGCUAGUGCGUCUGGUGCUUGUGCAAGCGCUGGAGCAGAAUGUCAUAUUCAAACUGAGCUCGAAGCGGCAAGAGUAUGCUGACAUCUUGCGCAACAAUGUGGACAUCUUUGAGACCAAGCACAUGUCGGAGAUAGAGGACGAUACGUUUCCAGAGUUUGCCAACACCAGGCGCAUUGUGAAGCAGCUCUUUGGGCUGGAGAAGGCUGCCGUGGAAGACUGCCAGAAGCUCAAAUACAUUUGCGAAUGCGUGGCCAGGCGUGCCGGCACUUUGGUUGCCAUUGGUGUUAGUGGUUUGAUCAAUAGAAUCAGUGAUCGUCGCGUUGUAGUUGGUAUUGAUGGCUCUGUCUAUAGAUAUCACCCAAAAUUCGAUGCCUACAUACGAGAAACUAUGCACAAGCUCGUCAAGUCCGAUAAGGAGUUUGAUAUUAUGUUGUCAGAAGAUGGCUCUGGGCGCGGUGCGGCGCUUGUUGCCGCCGUUGCCAGCAAAACCAAGUAAACUUGCUACGUUCAUGUAGCAAUUAAUAGCCUUAAUAAAUUUUGUUUUAUUAUUACAAA
Drosophila busckii is the source of this 1505-nucleotide messenger RNA. Its product is annotated as hexokinase type 2. Lineage: Eukaryota; Metazoa; Arthropoda; Insecta; Diptera; Drosophilidae. The record is from RefSeq and is a predicted model, not a curated record. Gene Ontology annotation, molecular function: ATP binding; fructokinase activity; D-glucose binding. Gene Ontology annotation, biological process: intracellular glucose homeostasis; glycolytic process; glucose 6-phosphate metabolic process. The transcript has a single exon. Gene Ontology annotation, cellular component: cytosol; mitochondrion. Bases 82 to 1446 code for a protein of 454 amino acids.